Molecule: messenger RNA, 816 nt
Organism: Coniosporium apollinis CBS 100218
Lineage: Eukaryota; Fungi; Ascomycota; Dothideomycetes
Exons: 4
Coding region: 1-816 (271 amino acids)
Source: RefSeq, a predicted model, not a curated record
AUGACAGACGUGGACGACAUUACUGGACUAUGGGCUGCUGCUAUCUUGAAGUACCGCGAGGCUACUGGCAUCAACCUUUUUGCCACUUCCCAGGUGGAAUCUCUCGACGAUGUCAUCAACCUCACCAUCGACAAAAAAGAUCACUUCGUAAAAUGGCGCGACGACGGAGGCAAGUCUCCAGGUUCCGCGCCAUCGUCAAAUUCGACCAUACUUACGGCCGUGUCGAUUCUCAUUAAUACUGCCAACAAUCAAUCAGCGGAUUAUGACAAACGAAGUAUCAAGAUCCUCCAGGACGACAUUGGCUGCAACGGUACCGCUGGAUUCAGUAUCUUCUUGGAGAUCUUGUUUGUCUCUGACCAGAGUAAUGACGCAAGAAUUGCACUCUCCCUCGGACGGUUUGGCUCAGUAGACUUUUCCGGAGUUGGACAGGAUUCAGAUGUCGAGAAGAGCGACUAUGGGGAGAUCACCGAAGACAAGGGAGGCCAUGUAAUCAUUGUACUUCGAUGCGCCAACAGAUGGGACCGCGCCUCUGGCAGUGGUGUUAUCUGGCGGCGGCAACCGAUGUACGGCUGCAUGACCUGCGCCGAGAUCGAUUUUUGCGAGAGAUGCUACAGCAAUCACGUUAGCAACGAGAAGGCCGAAGGCGCGAAACGGUUAUACGUCUGCAAUCCCACACGCCAAUUGCUCAAGGCUCCUCUCGAAGAUUGGACGGUCAAGGAUGGCACCAUGACGAUUAGCGGGAGACUGGUAAAAGCUGCUCAGUGGCUCGAGGACGUGGAGAAGAAGUGGAAUUCGGGCCAUGGCUUACGUGCCUGA